This is a messenger RNA of Biomphalaria glabrata, 3571 nucleotides long. RefSeq lists its product as uncharacterized. Gene Ontology annotation, cellular component: membrane. The transcript is spliced from 4 exons. NCBI's taxonomy places the organism in Eukaryota, Metazoa, Mollusca, Gastropoda, Planorbidae. The record is from RefSeq and is a predicted model, not a curated record. The coding region runs from base 232 to 801 and encodes 189 amino acids.
UUAAUCUUAUCGUCUCAUCCUCCACAUCCUUCCUCCCGUCAAUGCACUUGCAAAAUCUAGUAUGGUUUCAUGAUUGCUUUCAUGGAAAACUGUGCCGCGUUCAUUAGAAAAGCGCAGAAAAUAAAGAGAUAGAUUAGAAUCUUUUCAUAAUUUUAUCUAUGACAGAUUAUAUUCAAGUCUUGUGGAAAAAGAUAAUUUAAAGGGAAUAAUAUUUCUUGACAAUACAGAGCUAUGGGUCUACCAAGCGGAUUCACUGUUCUGCACUGUGUUGGGACAAUUCUACUAAGUAUUGGCGUUCUACUUCAUAUAAUUGGACUGGCCACGCCAAACUGGUCGUCCGCUUGUUCAACUUCUGGCUCAAAAACAAAACACGAAAGUGCGACCAUGACCAUGACGUACGGGCUGUGGAAAAUGUGCAUUGGAACUGACGCAUGCAUGGAGUUACCGUCCCAAACAUUGACAGAUGAAUGGAGGGCUGCUGGUGCCUUUGCAAUACUGGGUAUGCUGGCAGGACUAGGAGCUUUAGGUCUGGCCUGCAUGUAUUUUGUUAUGCGUGUUCUGUCUAAACCAGAGAUGAAAAUGUUAAAAGUAAUAGUUCUUGCAGCUGGAAGUGUCGCACUCCUGUGUGUUGUCAUCAGUACCAGUUGCUAUGGAGGCGGUGUGCACCAGAAGCUCAAAGAGAACACAGCAGGCUUUCAAUGUGUGUACGUUGGAUACUCCCUCAUAUUAAGUGCUAUCGGUGGGAUCCUCAUCUGUAUAGGUGGAGUAGCGUUCUACAUAGCAAGCAUGAGCAGUCUCUAAUAGAAUUAUUUUCCUCUUGAGAGCGAUUAUUAUUUUAAAAAAAUAGUGUCAUUUUCUCUCACUUAAAGUCACGCAUAAUAAUAACAUAUAAUUAUAUUUUAAACAUAUUAAGAAACCUUUUAAAGUAGAUUUGUUACAUUUUUUUUUAAAUAAAAAAACUUAAAACAAAUGUGUCAUUUUUAAACUAAUGAUAUUCACAUAGAUGUAUUGUGUCAAUCCAUAUAUCUGUCUGUCAAUAUAUCUAUACAUCUGUAUCUGUCUGUUCGUCCAUCAUGGAUGAGGAGCUGGCAUCCACGAGCAGAUAUACUAUGUUCACUGUAUUUAGGAGCAGACUGAUCGCAGACCGACUUCAGUCUACCCGUGCAAGUCUCUAUGACUUGAACAGCUUGAUAAAAUACAGUUUCAAGAAAUAAGAUUUGUCUAUGAACAUCACGGAAUAUUUCUGAAUGUUCUUAAAGAAUGUUAAUUCUUCCUUUCUUUGAGGUGUUAAGUUACAGGGCCGGUCCUGCAGAUUGCGGGGCCCUAUGCGAAGCGGAUUGCGCGGGGCCCAGUCUGGGUAAGGAUAAAGAUAAUAAGUCAAAAUUAAGAUUUUGUACUAGAAAAUAAAUUCGUCUUUGCAUUUUUACAUUACUGAGUACAAAAUCAGUCAAAUUAACUUUACGCACCAUCUACAAUAGAUAGUAGUUUUUCAACAAAAGCCGAUAAACAUUGAGAUCUGCCUUUUAGAUUUAUUAUCGACAUGCAAAAUAUCGCUUUUGUUUUUAAGAGGUCGAGAUAGAUUUAGAUCUAUAUUUGUGUCCAAGCGACUAUUGAAUUAAAUUAAGUAUUUGAACUUGUUCUGGUAAAAAGUCGCCUUACUAUUACAUUUUUAUGUAUUUUUUUUUUUUAGGCCUACAUUUUUAUUUUUUAAAUGAAAGCUGACAAUGUCGUUUUUUUUUUAUCGCGAGUUGGAUUGGCGUUUGAGUUUUGCAGGAGUUUUCAGAAGAAUUUUAUAUUUUAAUCUUAAUAAUUUCUGGAGAUUUUCAUGACUUUUUUUGCAAUUUCAGGAGAAUUCCAGAAACUCUUUAAUAAUUAGUUAAAAUGGUUUAAUUUAAUAAUUUACACCUAGAAUUCGCGCGGUGCCUUUGAAAGUGCGGGGCCCACUGCGGCCGCAUAGGUUGCAGUGGCCCAAGACCGGCCCUGUUAAGUUACUAAUUUUAGUGUCUUGCCAAGAUUCAGUCCGCUUUAUGGAUGUUGAUGGUAAGACAAGAUUAUUCAUAUCUGACAUGUCGUUUUCAUCUUCUCUUGUAUAACAGCUAAACAUGUUAUGACUUGCUCAGUGUUUUCUAGACUUCAAAUGGCGUGUCUGUCAAUUCCAUUGUUUGAUUUGACACUUGAAUUCGGUUUCCUCUAGGACUUUUCAUUUUACAGGUGUGGUAGGAGCUGACAUAUUUCUUGACAUCUUUGGUGAUGCCUGGAAAAUAAAAUUCUUGAAAAACUCUCUUCUUGGUUCUGGUCACACCCUUAUGACCGGCAUGUGGUAGAUCAUGCUCUGCAGCAACGAUUGUUUUUUCAUGUACGUCUGUUGUACAAUUAUUUGAUCAACCGUUUGUUCUUGUUGCUGCGACUAUUCUUCAAGAGAAGUUCACCUUUAAAAUAUGGUUCAUUUUCAAGUUUUGAAAUCUUGUUUACUUGUGUCUUCUGGUACGUUUCUGUUCAAUGUUGGGUCUAAUUUCUGUUCAAUGUUGGGUCUAAUUUCUGUUCAAUGUUGGGUCUAAUUUCUGUUCAAUGUUGGGUCUAAUUUCUGUUCAAUGUUGGGUCUAAUUUCUGUUCAAUUUUAAAUUCCUCAUGUUUGAAUUCUUGCAGUACUUUGGUAUUGUCAAUGGUUUCAUUGGUAACUACUUCUAAUUCAUUUAGCAAGUUUUGUUCAUUUCAUAGUGUUUGUUCGUUUUGUUUCUAUUUGUUCUUGUUCUUUUCUUAUCGAUCUCGUGACGACAGCGUAGCAUUCUUUUAGUCUCUGUGAAAUAAUUCUUUCGCUUCAUUAAUAAAUGAACAUGAAAAGACGUUAAAUGUUAUGUAAAUAUUUAUUGUGAUGCCUUGUCAGGCAAAUAAACGUUAUUUAUCACAGCAGAAUUAUUACUGGAGAAGUAGAAAUACAAUGUAAUUAUGCUGUGUCAUGUUAAACAACUUUCAUUUCAAAGUAGAAGUACUACUAGAUACGUAUAAAUAAUAUGUAAAUAGUUGUAAUGAUGGAGGCACGGUGGCUGAGCGGUACAGCGCUUGGCUUCUGAACCGAUGGUUCCGGGUUCGAAUUCUGGUGAAGACUGGGAUUUUUAUUUCGGGAUCCUUGGGCGCCUCUGAGUCCACCCAGCUCUAAUUGUGCUGGCUACAUGACACCCUCGUUAACCGUAGGCCACAGAAUCAGAUGACCUUUACAUCAUUUGCCGUAUAGACCACAAGGUCUGAAAGGGAACUUUACUUUUUUUUUUUUACUUUAUUUGUAAUGAUGCCAUAUCAGGCAAACGAACAUUAUUUUACAGUAGAACUGCUACUGGAUAUUCUAAAUUUUAUUGUAGAAUAAUAUUCUUUUGUUGUAAUACCGUGUCAGGCAAAAUAAAUUUAUUUUCUCAGCAGAAGUGUUUUCUUUACUGAAGACGUGUGUAUAGGUGAAUGUAUUACUGGUCUUAUUUACUGCGCCGAUUUAGUAAAGAAUCAAAAUGGUUGAUUCAAUCUUAGAUCUAGACUUUGCUAGGUGCCUACAAUUACAGUGCCUAAACUUCCUAGAUACUUU